UAUCUACAUAUUUGAUACUUCUCAUUUUCCCACCAGAAAGAAAGUUGAGCUUAAAAUCUAAUUGAUGGCAUUAUCAAGAACAAGAUCCUCUAAACUAUCUAUCAGCAAGUCCCUGGGUCGGAUUAGGGUUCGUUCACCAUCGAUUCGAGGCAAACCCACAUCAAAAUUCAUAGAUGAUGAUCAAAAGAUAGAAUUUUUGGGCAGUGAAAUGGAGAAUUUUGGUGAUAAAAAUGGGAACAAGGUUAUGGUUGUGGUUGAUUCAAGCCUUGAAGCUAAAGGAGCUCUUGAAUGGGCACUUUCUCAUACUGUUCAAAGCCAAGAUACUAUUAUUCUUCUGUUUGUUAGCAAGAUAUCCAAAAAAGGUCCUGAUUGCAACUUGAAGGUUAAUUUAAGGGCUACUGAACUCCUUCACUCCAUGAAAAAUGUCUGUCAAAGGAGAAGGCCUGGGGUGCAAAUAGAGGUAGCUAUACGUGAAGGGAAAGACAAGGGUCCAAUAAUAGUGGAAGAAGCAAAGCAGCAAAAGGUAUCGCUGCUAGUCUUAGGACAAAGAAAACGCUUCUUUAUGUGGCGGAUACUGAAGCGGUGGGCCGGCAAGAGAAACGGCGGCAGUGGUGGAGAAGCUGUUGAGUACUGCAUCCAAAAUUCUUCAUGCAUGACAAUUGCUGUGAGAAGAAAGGGCAAAAAGCUUGGAGGCUAUUUGAUCACUACCAAACGCCAUAAAAAUUUUUGGCUUUUGGCUUAGAUUAUGCUUUUUUCUUUGUAUAAUUUGUAUUUUAUUUGUAUGAUUAUGGGGAAGAAAUGUAAUCCAGGUUGCAACAUUUGCUGCUUAAUUGUCUGCAAUGGAAUUUGAAAUGGAAGAAAAAAUUAGUCUUCUUUUCUUUUUA
Jatropha curcas is the source of this 884-nucleotide messenger RNA. RefSeq lists its product as uncharacterized. The record is from RefSeq and is a predicted model, not a curated record. Lineage: Eukaryota; Viridiplantae; Streptophyta; Magnoliopsida; Malpighiales; Euphorbiaceae.